AUGGCUACCGAAUUAAAAGAAUACGAGGCCGAUAUCGACGUGCCAAUUGAAUCUAUUCAAAACAUUGACAAAAAUGUCCUACACAAACUUCCUAUCAAGACCAAGAUCCUGUCGGUCAAACCGCACAGCACCAGUUUAUGGACCCGUACUGCAUGUUUGAACGUUGAGACGGAUGGCCAACCGGGGCGGUACUUCCUCAAGACAACAUUCGGUGAGCGAGGCCGUCUGAUGGUGUCUGGAGAAUUCAGCUCGAUGAGCAGGAUCUAUUCUGUCAGCCCGGACCUCGUCCCUCGCCCUAUUGCAUGGGGCACCUACGACUCAAUGGCAGAUGUGCACUUUUUCCUCUGCGAGUUUCGCGAGAUGAAGGAAGAGCUACCCGGCCUCGAUAGUUUUCCCGCCAGAAUGGCCUACUUGCACCGUAAUGCCACCUCUGAGAAUGGAAAAUUUGGGAAUGAUAUGACAACAUUCCAUGGAAACACCCCGAUUGAACAUGGCUGGUCUGACACUUGGGAGGAGUACUUCACUAGGACCACCCGUGUCCUUCUUGAAAUGGAGCAAAAGGUCCAGGGACUAAAUCAAGAGAUUUUAGACUUGUCGGAGCCGUUCUUUGAUAAGGUCAUUCCACGACUAUUGAGACCUUUGGAAACAGGAGGAAGAUCUAUCCGGCCAGCGCUCAUCCAUGGCGAUCUCUGGCAUGGGAAUGCGGCCAUGGAUGCAUCCAGCGGCGCGCCUAUCAUUUACGACGCCGCAUCAUUUUAUGCCCAUAAUGAAUACGAACUUGCUGUUUGGAGGCAGCCCUGGAACAAUAUUGGUACAGCGUACCGCCUGGAAUACUGUAAACAUUUUCCUCCAUCCCGGCCAGAAGAAGACUUUGAUCAUCGUGGCGAAUUGUACGCUACUCGCGUCAAUAUACUUGACUCUAUCCUCUAUAAUAAAGAUCAUCAUUAUCGCCAGAUGCAAGUGAAUCUCUCAUAG
Messenger RNA from Clonostachys rhizophaga, 975 nucleotides. The record is from the annotation of a GenBank genome assembly. Lineage: Eukaryota; Fungi; Ascomycota; Sordariomycetes; Hypocreales; Bionectriaceae.